AUGUCGAAUGCGCUCUCCCUCAUAGGCUGGGCCUUCUUGCCCAACCUAGCAACCUCCUGGGUCCAAUCAAUCUACUAUGGCCUCGCGAUCCGCGCCGGCGACCCGAAACCCCAACCCGGCUCCGCGAAAUACGCCAUCCACCGCCGCCGAAUCUACAUCCUCGUCGUCUCCGCCUACCUCCUCUACACCCUGAUCGAAGCCGACCACACCCUCCGCCGCCAGGGCACGUUCUACACCGACCUCGACGUCGCCGCCUCCGCGCCCGUCCGCAUCAUCAAGUCCCGCUUCCGCCGCCUCGCAGCCGUCUACCACCCCGACAAGCAGACCGGCGACUCGUCCGCCGCCGCCGCCCGCUUCAUGCACCUCAAGACCGCCUCCGAGACCCUCUCCGACCCCAACCGCCGCUUCGCCUACGAGCGCUUCGGCCCCGUCGUCGGCAACUGGCAGAACUGCAAGACCGUCUACGACUUCGUCUCCACCGGCGUCUUCUCCGGCACCAUCCCCCACUACGGCAUCGCCGCCGCCGCCACCUACGGCCUCGGCCUGCUAGGCUACCUCGACUGGGGCCGCUACUGGCGCUGGGUCGUCCUCCUGACCUUCUUCGUCGCCGAGCUCAUCGUCGUCACCCGCCCCGAGAUGCCGCCCUACCUCGCCAUGGCCAACACCGCGCUGAGCACCAUCCUGCGCCGCCCGCCGUACCUGCAGUUCCAGCUCGUGUCGCUCGCGCGCCAGGCGGCGGUUACGAUGUAUAUUGCCUUUAGCCAGAUCGGGCCGCUGCUGAACCCGCAGGGCCAGGCGGCGCAGCGGGCUGCCGAGGGAUCGGCGGCUGCUGUCGACGAGGGCUUGCAGAGGCUUGAGAACUUGGUUCGCGGGCUGGACGGCGAGGCGAACCGGUUGCUGGACAUGGAGAUGACGCCGUUCAUAGGCGACAAGGAGGCUCUGGGCAGUGUGCGCGCCAAGGUCAAGGAUUGGCUCGUGCAGAACACGAUUCGGGCGGAUCCGAUGGUUAGAGAUGCGAUGGGCAACUCAUUCCGCAAGAGGAGAGUUGAUGCGCCUGCUGGCGCGAAGGGCAACCGAACGUGA
Molecule: messenger RNA, 1083 nt
Organism: Colletotrichum chrysophilum
Lineage: Eukaryota; Fungi; Ascomycota; Sordariomycetes; Glomerellales; Glomerellaceae
Exons: 2
Coding region: 1-1083 (360 amino acids)
Cellular component (GO): endoplasmic reticulum
Molecular function (GO): misfolded protein binding; protein-folding chaperone binding
Source: RefSeq, a predicted model, not a curated record